UCCGGAGGGGGUCAAAAUACGGCACAAUACCGGCGCAGGGCGCACGUGUGCGGGAGCGCGUGCCUGCUGCGCCUGCGUCUGUGCGCGUGACCCACGUGGUUUGUUUCUGUGGGCGCACGCGCGAACGAAUAUGGCGACCCGCUGCACGUCUCGCGUUACCGGACAGUGAGACACACCGAGAGCGAAAGACUGAAAGAGACACACGGUUUUGUCAGUAGGUGCUGCGUCUCAAUGCAGAUGUUUCGGGUGAAAUGAAUAAGGCACCUCAGCCUCUGUCUGGACCCCCAUCCGCCCCGCCCCACCCCUCCGUCCCGCUCCCAACACCCUCCCCGGGCCUGUCCCAGCCCAGUUUUCCUUCUGCUCCACCUUCAGUUGUUUUCGGCACCCCUCCACCACAAAUGAACCCCUCCGCCCAAUCCCGACAGUUUGCCUCAGGUCCUAGAGCUUUACCACAACAGGGUGGAUUCAGGUCGCUGCAGCCGUACUAUGCCAGUCGGCCCACUUUACCUACCAAUUCUGGGCGUGUUCAGUCAAGCCCCGCCCCUCACCCAAUUCCCCCUCCACACGGACCACGCCCCGCUCAUGUAUUCCAGCCUGGCCCCUCCCAAAUGAUGAUGAUCCCCCAGCAAUCAAUCAGCUUCCCAAACUCGCAAGGCACUGCCUUCUACAUACCCGGCCAGUACCGCCCCUCUUACGUGACCCCUCCGCAGUAUCAGGUGGCUGGUUCUCCUGGUUUUUACCCUGGUACCAGUCCGGGUGAUUAUGCUGGAGCGUAUUACCCCGCUCAGCCCCAGUUCACGCCCCCUGUUCCCCCUGCACCCGUUUUGAUGAGCCCAGCUCCACAGCAGCAGCAAGCCCCGCCUCCUCCACAGCAGCAAGCUCCGCCCAAACGGGAACGCAAGCAGGUGGGAUGCACACCUUACUGUGCGUGCGUGCGUGCGUGUGUGCGUGCGCGUGUUUGUGUGCGUUGCGUGUGUGUUCAGUCAGAUGAGAGAAUACACCACUUCUUUAUCAUCUAGUAACUCUUGACACGAGUCUGUGGCGGUGUGCUGCCUUGUGUUUUGUGUAGAUUUGUGACAGCUUUGGUUUGGUUGGUUGCUCUCAAUUUAGUGGUUGUGUUGAGAUUGUUGCUCAGAGAUUUGAAGCAUCAGGGUUCAGAAAGACACAUCAAUGAGGAACCUCGGCAUCUCAUGUAGCUGUGUUUAAAGUUAGUUCUCGUUUUAGUUUUAAUACUGAAAUAAACUGAAAAUAUGUUUUGAUUUAAAAUGAUCGAUGUGUGUUGAACUCAAGAAAGGAAGACAUCUGUGUUAGCACAUUAUGAGAGAAUUAUUCUGUGCACGUGUGAAUGUGGUCACUCCGGCACAUGAUGUGUGUAGCGUGCGAGUCGCACAGAAGGUCUACUCGUGUUAUCAGAGAGAUCACAGCCGGGUUGCACGGCUCGAACCUUUGACCAGUGACGUCUGCUUCAGAGGAAUAGAAACUCAGAGAGAGACACGGUGAAAGAGAGAGAAAAGUCAUCUCAAAUUUAAGUUUCUCAAUCAUUUUCUUAUCAGUAACGUGCAUGCCUCAUCUGAGUUUUAUAUUUGAGAGUAAACAUUUGCUUGACAAAGUAUUCUGCAUUGCCAAAGAAACAGAAAUAGAAAAUGACAGUUUUAUAAAGUUAAGAAUACAGCUAGACAGAGA
Molecule: messenger RNA, 1683 nt
Organism: Triplophysa rosa
Lineage: Eukaryota; Metazoa; Chordata; Actinopteri; Cypriniformes; Nemacheilidae
Product: eukaryotic translation initiation factor 4 gamma 1-like
Exons: 8
Coding region: 252-1019 (255 amino acids)
Source: RefSeq, a predicted model, not a curated record